AGAAGUCACCCGCAACAAUGGAUCAAAGUGUUGCGAUUGUUCAGUUCACCACGAAAGCAAACGGGUUGGGUUGUUUGAUGUCGAGUUUCAAAAAAAUUGAUAGUUGUCAAGUCGAAUACUGAUAUUGUGAUCGGUAUGGAUAUGUUGAUGCUACAUAAAAAUGGUAUGUGAUUUGGCUUCAAGUCCCUCAGAACUUGAUCAAUAGAUUUGAUCCAAAGAUUGAAGAAUAAACCAUCUAGGG
Messenger RNA from Linum tenue, 241 nucleotides. Lineage: Eukaryota; Viridiplantae; Streptophyta; Magnoliopsida; Malpighiales; Linaceae. The record is from the annotation of a GenBank genome assembly.